This is a messenger RNA of Lynx canadensis (Canada lynx), 2615 nucleotides long. RefSeq names its product family with sequence similarity 229 member A (gene FAM229A). The record is from RefSeq and is a predicted model, not a curated record. The coding region runs from base 1573 to 1959 and encodes 128 amino acids. NCBI's taxonomy places the organism in Eukaryota, Metazoa, Chordata, Mammalia, Carnivora, Felidae. The transcript has 3 exons.
GUAGAUUUUCCCAUCAGCAGACUCCAGCAUCUCAUACACCUGGAUGAUGUUCUUGUGGUCCAGGGUACGGACAAUCUGGAGCUCCCGAGGCAGGAAUCUCUGGAUAAAUUCUGAGGAAACAAAGAGAAAAGAGAUGGGAUCUCAAGUCCAGAAGGGCACAACCCUUCACUCCUUCCCCUCCUUCCAGUUUCUCCGCCCAGCAUGUCUGGGUCUUGUGCCUUGGUUCCCAUUAACAGUCUUAAAUGUCUAGCUACUUGGACGUUGCAAAGAAUGUUCACUGCUAUUAUUUUUGUAGUUAAUAUAUUAUUCAAAGGAACUACUCCAGGCCAUCCUCAAGGACUGUUGUGAGCCACCUGUGAGACCAUGGAUAUCAAAGUGCUUUGGGGAUUUUUAGAAAAAAACACUGAAUCUCAGUUAUGAGGCCUGAUUUGCCAUCUCCUCACACCCCUGCCUCCUGACCCACGGUUCUUCCCAUGAGCCCGGUCUUCCUUUUUCCCAUCCCUAACUGCAUUGGCAACAGCUCCUGCCCUCCACCAGCCCGGGCCAUGGUCUCUCUGCCUGUCUCUGUCCCCCUCCUAGAACAGGGAAGGCCGGCAGGCUGGGCUUCUGGUUCUAAGGACCCUUCACUAACUGCCACUUAAAUUUUGGGUUUUGGAGGGUGUGAUGUUCCUGGACUCAUAGCAUCCUUUUGUUCCCCGCUGACCUCCACCAGAGCCACAAACUCUUGGGAUUCCUUGGUUGCAGACUAAAGGGGAGGUGGGGAUGUUCCUUCCCACUGGUGGAAGUGUCCACCCACCUCAACCAGCCCUCCCUUUCUCCAAAGGGGCCCCAGCUCACCUUCCGGCCCUCCCAUCUUGUCUAUAAUUUUAAUUGCCACUUUUGUUUGGUGUUUUUUGGAAAAUGCUUCUUUGACUUUUGAGUAGGUCCCUUCCCCAAUGGUCUUGCCCAGCUGGUACCCAUUGGAGAGCAGAAAGUCCUCCAUGCUGUCUAGCGCCUCCUUCCUGUCACCCUCUCAGCUCAUGCUGCCUCUGUGAGGCAGCUCUACUCCACCAUCGCCCUUGGCCUGCUCCUUUUCCCCCCAAGGACUUCAUCCGCAGCCGUCCCCACGCUAGAACAUUCUCCGUCUGGACACAGCAGCCACGGGUGGUGGGGAGGGAGAGGACCAGACAUUUUAAAACUCCGGCCCAAUUGUGAUGUAAAUGCUGUGUGACCCUUUGGCCAAAAUGGGCAGAGCCCUUACCUGUCCUCACCAUCACCACUACCAAAUCCAGUAUGGGCUAAGUCCCUGCUGCGCCCCCGCCCCCGCGCCAGGCAGGGAGUCGCAGCCCACCCGGGGGCGCCCAGGGACGUCUGCGCGUCUCCAGGGAUGAGGGGCUCCUUUUCCUGGACGCCGCCUCCUGCGCCCGGAUCGGACUGCGGGGAACCUGCCCGACCCAGUGCCGAGGCGCCAUGGCAAAGGCCCUCCAGCCCGGGCUCGCUGCGGCGCGGAGUGCCGGGCAGCCCAAGACGGCUGGAGGUUCCCGACGGGAGGAACGGGCUCUGUGAGGUCAGCGCGCCGCGGCCCGGAUCACAAUGCAGCCCGCCCCCUCGACGCCCGGGCCGUGGCGCGCCGCAGACACCUGCCGGGCUCCGCCUGGACCGGAGCGUCCUCCCGCGGCCAGGGGUCGGGCAGCUGCUUCCAGCCUGGGACCGGCCUCGGCCUCCGGCAGAGCGCCCCGGGGCCUGGACAUGAGUGCCCAGGAGCCCUCGCAGGGUCGGAGAUUCCCCAUUGAGGCCGGAGACUCCCCUGGCCUUGCCGCUGCCCCCGAGUCCCAGGACAGCCCGGAGCCGGUAGCCACGGAGCACAACCCGGUCAGGCCGCUUCGACGCUGCCCGGGCUGCCACUGCCUGACACUGUUGCACGUGCCCAUUGACGUCUACCUGGCCAUGGGCGGGAGCCCCCGGGCCCGCGCCACCUGAGGGCGCCUGCGCACGGCGGCUCCCCGGGAGCCGGGCGGGACGAGGCCCGCCGCGGGCCACCACGCUGAGGUCGCGCGCGCCGAGCACGAGACAAUGAUGCACAUUUUAAAAUAAAAGAAUGAUGCACAUUUUAAUAAAGCACAGCAUAAACUGUUCUUUCCACUCCAGGCUGGCCGUGUAUGUCUAUCCCGUCGAUCGGCCCGCAAAUUGCUCUGCCCCAUCCAAUGGCACCUUCCUUUCGGCUGUCUCCUCCCUUUGACCUAGCCGUAGAUGUCCGCCCUCCCAGUCCGCGCCAAGCCUUUCCCCCAUUUCUUACUGGUCCUGACCCCUUCCAGGGCAACCUUACCCCCUGCCGUCGUCCUUCUCAUCCCUCUCCUUGGUUCUCCAUUGAAAUUGGCAUAGGUGUGCUGCGUUCUGGGGGUCCCGAGAAGCUCUGGACUGGAGAGGUUGGACAGACAACUUAGAAUAAAGAGAAUGGCUGCCCACCCUAGGCCCAUUUAAUUCUCCCAAGAUGGAAUUAGAUUUUGCUACCUGCUGUUCUGUGACCCUGGGUACCUCUGGCUUUGUUGGAGGGAUUAGGGGUCUCCUAGGCCAUCUAGAGCUUUGAUUUCUCCUAGGAGAGGUGGGACCAGAAAAAGAUAGGGAAAGAAAUCGUU